AUGAGGGGCAGUUUGCCAAAUGAUGGAAAUAAGGUUGAACGAAAAGGAAGAUCGGAUACAAUCUCUGGUGGACUGAGCCCUUCUCUGCAACCCGCGAAGAGUUGGAGAACAAUGGAUUCGAGGAACACCCCUUUACCGACCUCUCUGGUCCAUGCCUCUGCACCCUCAUCACCCCCUGAUACGGUGGAGAGUUGUGAUGGCUAUUACUAUGAGUUUGAAAAUGGUACCACAGCAAUUGGUUUUAUUUUGAACAAGGAAGGUGUUAUGGUAGCUGUUGAUCAUUCAAGCAUACCAUCUGGUUCAUUUCCCCAAAACGUAAUUGUCUUCCAUUCACACCUGCUUACCACUUUUUCUGGCGGGAGUAAAGAUUCGCUUGAACGUUUGCCGGUUUAUCUGCAGAAGAAGUGCCACGAAUAUGAACUCAAGGAGGGGAAAAAAGCUUCUGCUGCAGAAGCAUCCAAGUGGCUGGCUGAUUUUCUGUCCCUUCAUCCUGACAGUGAUGACCGUUUGUCCCUAGGAGUACUAAUUGCUGGGUGGGACAACGAAUUGGGACCUGCCUUGUAUAAAGUGAACGGUAAGGGGAAACUACGUCAAAGUCCAUACCUUGGAGCUGGAUGUGGUUCAAGUGGAUCUGGUGGAUUGAGUUAUAGAGUCCUCGGUAAUUUGUCCCUGGCUGAUGCUACAGAGGUGGCCAAAAAAGCACUCUGUCUUGGUGUAUGUUAUGUUCCUGAAAGUGAGGGAUGUGUGAGUGAAUCAUUUCUUCAGCAAAGUGCCCUGGCAGAGGAAGGUUUUGGAGAAUUUCAUGAACAUGGCAAAAAAAAACCUUCGACCUAG
Messenger RNA from Oldenlandia corymbosa var. corymbosa, 834 nucleotides. The record is from the annotation of a GenBank genome assembly. Lineage: Eukaryota; Viridiplantae; Streptophyta; Magnoliopsida; Gentianales; Rubiaceae.